AGGUUCAAGGGUCGCAUGAAAGCUUGCUGCUCUGGCCCUCACAACGAUUCUCCAAGUUUCAAUAGAUUGUUCGCACUAGGGGCUCCUGGCAUCGCUACGAAGGGAGCGAUCGGAGGCUACUAGGGGCUGCUGGCCUUACUACUAGGAACAAGAAGCUACGAACGGCGCUCCUGGCAUAGAUGGUUCGCACCAUGGCAUCCACCUUUGGCAUACCAAAUGCAAGAAAAGCAAAGAAGGACUCGAGGAAGAAACACAGAAGAAAACAAGGCAGCGAUGAUGAUUCUGAUGAUGGUCUGGGUCCCGUCAUGCUCACCAAAAAAGAGUCCCGCAAGAGGAAUGCCGAAUUCGAAAAGAAAUGUGCCGCUGAAGCCUUUAGAUUCGAACAGGAGAGAGCGAAGUUGCUGUAUGGAAGGCUACCGCGACAUCUUGAGGAACGUCACGAAGACUACCUAGCAAGGCUGCCGCGUGUGGAGUUCAGCAGCGAUUCAAGUGAUACGAGUCCGCCACGCAAGAAGACGGCCAAGGCCAAGAAGAAGCCUCCUUGCACGAGCACGAGCAAGAAGCGGUCCGUGGCCGGUCUGAGACUCGGUCUCGAGGCGGGCGAGACGCGACGUGAAAGCCGCGAAGUGCCCAAUGUGAAGGAGGCUGAAGAGCCUGAGGAACCCAAAAAGCUGAAGCAGAAGAAGAGCAGUAAGGUCGAAGAGCCUCAGGAGGCCGACGGCGAAGGCGCCACGGGACCAGGUGAACCACCAGCAGAGCUCGACAAGGCGACACCAAGACAGGUGGCUUUGCGCAUGCAAGGCCGCAAAGAUGGGCGACUCUGCGCUCCCCUCAUUGAGAACCUGAAGUCCGGUGUGAAGGGCAUCGUUUGGGAUGCCGCAAACAGGAGCUGGAGGAUCAACAACAUUCCAACGACACCAGCAGGACUCAAAGGAAAGAGGACCUCGAAAACCUUCUCAGUGGCGCAACAUGGAGGUUACGAGGAAGCCCUGGAAAAGGCGAAAGAGCACUUCUACGCGCUUGUGGCGAAAGGAAUUCUGAAAGCGUCCAAGGAAAAGACCCUGCCUCAAAGUGAGGUGCCUGGGGUGAAGUGGAACAAACGGAGCCAGCGUUGGGAGGUGCUUGUGAAAGUGCCUCGCAAGAAGAGGAUCUAUGCCGGACAGUUUAAGACUCGAGAAGAAGCAGAAGCAAAAGCCAGAACCGUUUGGCAGCAGCACGAGUUGCAGCCUCUUGGCUACAAAGAAUACGUUGAAUCCAAAAAGCCGCAGCCACCCUGGACGCCCACAGAAGCUUGUUCUGGGGUCCGAUGGUGCUCGAGCAAAGCAAACUGGCACGUGCGAACACAGUUCUUCAGACGAUGGAUUGACAAAUCGUUCCCUCUCAAGGUCCUGACGGCCGAGGAGGGCGAGCGGGCCUGGCGGGAGGCUUGCGCGUGGUUGAAGAAGGAGAAGGAGAGGAUCACGGAGGCCACACCUGAGGAAGAACGAAAGAGAAUUGAAGGUGCCAGGUCUGGCCAGCCUGGUAGGGUCACGCAGAAGGCGAAGAAGAAACAAAAGGAUGUGAAGAAGGAGGAGGUAAAGCAGGAGACGCCGAGAAAACGAGCCCGUGUCAAGCAGGAGGUGAAGGAGGAGAUCAAGGAAGAACUCUCAGAUGACAAUUCGGGCGCAUUGGCAGCUGUGACCUUGAAUGAGCAAUGAUUAUGAUUAAUUGUCAAUCGCCAAAGAAGCGAUAUUAUUUUAAACUUUAAAAA
Molecule: messenger RNA, 1750 nt
Organism: Durusdinium trenchii
Lineage: Eukaryota; Dinophyceae; Suessiales; Symbiodiniaceae
Source: the annotation of a GenBank genome assembly